This is a messenger RNA of Closterium sp. Yama58-4, 1146 nucleotides long. The record is from the annotation of a GenBank genome assembly. Lineage: Eukaryota; Viridiplantae; Streptophyta; Zygnematophyceae; Desmidiales; Closteriaceae.
AUGCGGUUUCGUCUUGCUGAAGGUCGUGCGCCUCUGUGCUUGUUCCGCAUCGCUGACUCCUCAGGCCAGGUACCCACUCUGGGGAUUUCGAUACCAGGCUGUGGCUUCCACGACAAGUUCGAUGUCAACGGGGUCAACGGGAUCAACGGAGUCAGCAUUAUCAGGGUUCACAGGUCUUACAAUGCGUACAAAGUGUACUACCGCUUCAGCGGACAUCAUUACAGGGUCAGCAACAACAACUCAUUCCUUCGAACAAUCAUCACCAUCAUCACCAUCAUCACCAUCAUCACCAAUACCAUCACCAUCAUCACCAUUACCAUCGCCCUCACCACCACGGUUGUAGAGUGUCUCAGGCACACAUUCUCAGCAGAAUUAUCGCCGCGGGUGGCCGCCGUGAUUAUAACGAGAGCUUUAGCAGCAAGCUUCCUCGGUACCACUCUGCUUCUCCCGCCCCACGCGCUCGCUGCUACUACGAGCAAAGCCGCCGCGAUCGCCGCCGCGCAGGCCGCAAGCAUUGGGAAGCUGAGUCGCAAGCUUGUGCACAUCACAACAGGCCUGCUCUUCAUGCUCUUCUGGCCGCUCUUCAGCACGGGCUUCAACGCUCGCUUCUUCGCGAGUGCAGUGCCUUUGAUCAACGCCACGCGCCUGCUGCUGCUGGGGCUGGGAGUGACGCGCAACGAGGGCAUGGUCAAGGCCAUGAGCCGUGAGGGCAGCUCCAGCGAGCUUCUGGGCGGUCCCCUUUACUACAUCCUCACGCUAGCCUUCGUUACAAUCACAUUCUGGCGCUCCUCCCCUGUUGGGGGCAUGGCACUGGCGCUCAUGUGCGGUGGCGAUGGCAUUGCUGACAUCGUGGGACGGAGAGUAGGUUCCGCAAAGCUCCCAUGGAACAACCAGAAGAGCUGGGCAGGGAGCAUUGCCAUGCUUGUGUUUGGCUACGGCCUCGCCCUUGGCACUAUUCAUCUCUUCACAGCAGCGGAAUUCUACUCCUCUGAUUGGCUGCUGCUGCCGAACCUGCCUCUCCGAGUCUUCCUGGUCAGCCUCGGAGCUACAGUGGUGGAGUCUCUGCCAAUCAGCAACAAGCUAGACGACAACCUCACUGUACCGCUAUCCACUGUUCUGUUCGGUCUGCUACUGCUGCAACAGUAG